CACAAACAACCACACACAAUCACAUACACACCGACAGACACGCAUUUAACCAUCUUUGGUCGGAUGCUAAAGUUGCUCUGCUACGCUCUGCUUUGCUAUUGUGCUGGUGGUAGAACAACACAAAACUCAAUGGAAUAAUAACAAACGCCGCCGGUGUUAAUGUUGGUUGGUAUUGUUGUAAUCAUUUGCUAAGGACCAAAGGACGAUGAUGAUGAAGAAGAAAAUUUUAAAACCAAACAACAAGAACUAAAAACAAGCAGUAACAGCAGUAACAAAGUGUGUGUAAAUAAUUUUGUGGUUUUGCACUAAAUAAUUCAUGACAAACAUCAUAAAAAUAAUAAAUAAAAAAGUAAAAGUGUUUAAGUGAAAUUUAUAAAUAAAUAAUAAAUUAAUAAAACAUAAAAAACAACUAAAAAGGAAUACUUAAACGAAAAGUAAAUCAAAAGUGAUCAAUAGACCGUAAUAAAGUGAAAUUGAUAGAUUAAUGAAUUAACUUUUAUUUAUUAACAAAAAGACUAGAACACAAAGAUGGAUCAUCCUAAUCUUCCCUUUGGUUUUGCCCUACCAGGACACACACACCCACCCAUACCACCAACAGCAAAUAUGCUAGGACCCCACCCCAGUGGUCAUCCCGGACCAACAUCUAGUCCACCACAAAGUGUGCCUGGUAGAAGAACACCUCUAGGUUCUGUUGGUCUGGGAGGUUUCUAUGCUCAAGGUUUGGGUAUGUUACCGCCGGGAGAUGAAAAUAAACCAGAUUCAGGUGUGGGAGCAGCAAUGGAUAAAGCAAGUCCUAAUUUAAUGUUAGCACCCUCAACAAGUAGUAGUGGAAUAGGAACUUCUGCAGCAGCGGGGCUAACAGCUUCUGGUGGUGGAGGAGGUGGAAGUAGCUCGGGUUCUACUGGAGGUGGUGGGGGUAAACAGAAGAAUAGACAAGGCAAAACUGUGAGAUUAAAUAUAAAUGCAAGAGAGCGUCGUCGCAUGCACGAUUUAAACGAUGCCUUAGACGAACUGCGCAAUGUGAUACCGUAUGCUCAUUCUCCUUCAGUGCGUAAACUUUCCAAAAUUGCUACUCUAUUGUUGGCUAAAAAUUAUAUACUUAUGCAACAGAAUGCUAUAGAGGAAUUAAGAAGACUUUUAGCUUAUAUACAAAGCACCACUGGAGCCGCUCCCUUGGAUUUGGCUUCAUUUCCUGCAGCUGCUAAGCUUCAAGCUUUGCUGCAGAGUGCGGGCAGUGAAUUUAAUGAUCCACCCGGUAGUAGUUAAAGUUAAGAUAAUACUAGUUCUCCAGAAAAGUAUUUUGAGUAAUUAUUAUAUUUAGUUAUAAUGAGUUUAAAGGAGAUCAGUAGGUAUACAAGAGAUCGCAAAAUAUGAUCUUCAUUAAUGCUCACUAACCGCUAAUGAAUUAUUUUCAAUACAAGUCAUCUUGAGUAUAUAUUCUUACGAAUUUCAUUAAGUUAUACAAACUCAAAGUGAAACUUGGUUGAGGCAGGUCCUUAAGUUAUAACGAGGUCUGUAAGUUAUAACAUUUUUCGUAAAAACGUAAAAAGUAAAUAAAUCCCCUUCAUUGAUAUAUUCAAAAAUUUAAAUUUUCUAAAAAAAAUUUAAAUUAAUAGAACUAAUUACAUCAGAAAUU
Lucilia sericata (common green bottle fly) is the source of this 1636-nucleotide messenger RNA. RefSeq names its product class E basic helix-loop-helix protein 22 (gene Oli). The transcript has 4 exons. Lineage: Eukaryota; Metazoa; Arthropoda; Insecta; Diptera; Calliphoridae. Bases 529 to 1266 code for a protein of 245 amino acids. The record is from RefSeq and is a predicted model, not a curated record. Gene Ontology annotation, molecular function: protein dimerization activity.